CACCUCAUUAACUGUAGUCGGCAAGGCCGUGAAAGAUGAACAUGGGAGGAUCUGGAUUCAGCCUCCAUCAGGCCGCUUUUAUGUAUUUCGAAUCACCAUUGAUCAACUCAUUGCCUACCUGCGACAGAGUGGAAGGCUGUUCAAGAAGCUUGCUCAAUUCUUGAUGGUGUCUGUUGGUCUUGUGCUUGUCUUGGGGAGCAUAACCGCAGAGACAAAACAUGGUCCAGAGACUCAC
Molecule: messenger RNA, 235 nt
Organism: Linum tenue
Lineage: Eukaryota; Viridiplantae; Streptophyta; Magnoliopsida; Malpighiales; Linaceae
Source: the annotation of a GenBank genome assembly